GAUGUCAACAACGCUUCACAAUGAGAACGACAGCGAAUCGGAAGGACUUUCGGGAGAUUUGACAAACAUUUGCCCUCAGUGUGGAGUUACUUUAUCAACUAAUACCGCCUUAAAACGGCACAUGCUCAUCCAUGACGGCGUGAAACCCUACAAUUGCACAAUCUGCGAGAAGAAGUUCAGACAGAAAACGGACCUGCAGCGCCAUCUUUGUACACAUACUAAGAAGUAUCCAUUUAGCUGCCCGCUCUGUGAUUUCAAGUGCGUUGCAAGACAUUCAUUAAAGGCUCAUGGCAGAAACAAGCAUAACAUGCCGGAUCUCCACUAUCAGGUGGUUCCGGCUAGUUUGGAUGAACUGGUACCAAUGACUGAUUAUAAUUUCGAAGCGGGGCAAAUAAAGAAAGAGGAUGAUGAGGAAGAGUCUGUACUUCCAUCUGAUCAAAUUGACUCGAAUCCGGAGACAGAUUCGGCUCAACAUCACAUAUGA
Messenger RNA from Dimorphilus gyrociliatus, 484 nucleotides. NCBI's taxonomy places the organism in Eukaryota, Metazoa, Annelida, Polychaeta, Dinophilidae. The record is from the annotation of a GenBank genome assembly.